This is a messenger RNA of Chlorocebus sabaeus (green monkey), 4122 nucleotides long. RefSeq names its product MYC associated factor X (gene MAX). Lineage: Eukaryota; Metazoa; Chordata; Mammalia; Primates; Cercopithecidae. Gene Ontology annotation, biological process: positive regulation of transcription by RNA polymerase II. Gene Ontology annotation, molecular function: protein dimerization activity; DNA-binding transcription factor activity. Gene Ontology annotation, cellular component: RNA polymerase II transcription regulator complex. The record is from RefSeq and is a predicted model, not a curated record.
GCCUGGCUGGCGACGCCUGGAUGCGGUUUCUUCCGGGAUUUGUAGUUUUUCUCGAGUUACCCGGGCCGUCUGUCAAAGGGACAAAAACUACAAGUCUCGGCUACCCCAGCGCUGCGAGCCUGGUCACGUGGCGGGGGCCGACCGGGCGUGCGUGCCGCCGUUGAUCCGGUGCUGCAGUGAGGAGGUGGUUCUUGCCCGUGUUGUGUGUGUGUGUGAGUGAGAGAGCGAGUGAGUGAGUGAGUGAGUGUGUGUGUGGGGGGGACUCGGCUUGUUGUUGUCGGUGACUUCCCCCUCCCCUUCACCCCUUCCCCUCCCCGCCGCCGCUGCAGUGGCCGCUCCCUGGGCUGUAGGAAAUGAGCGAUAACGAUGACAUCGAGGUGGAGAGCGACGAAGAGCAACCGAGGUUUCAAUCUGCGGCUGACAAACGGGCUCAUCAUAAUGCACUGGAACGAAAACGUAGGGACCACAUCAAAGACAGCUUUCACAGUUUGCGGGACUCAGUCCCAUCACUCCAAGGAGAGAAGCUCUAUUUCCUCUUUUGGAAAUUGUGUACUCCUGUCCUUCAUCGUCAAAGUUUGAUGCAGAAAUGCCACACCUUCAUUUCAAGCUACCAAGGGCACAAGAAAAAAUAAUGAAAGAUUUAAAAAAGGAUUGUUUUGACCCCUUAAACAAAUGUCUUACUCCUCACUUUAAUUAAGCUGCUUGCAGGGCUGAUAGCUCUGCUUUCCCUGGUGAUCAACAAAAUGGUCCUGUGGCUGGGGAGGCCCUGGCAGCAGGAAGCCUUCAAGGAACCGUGGGUCUGUGCUGACUCUGACCUUACAACCUUCCAGGCUCCCUUGCUGGCAUUGAUGGGGUUCCAUUUUUGAAUGAACUAGUUUAAUGUGGAUCCAGAUUUAUUGUGCAUAUUCUUUCGUUUUGGUUUUCAAAAGAUGGCUUAUUCACGUGGAAAUGUAUACCAGUUUAGCCCGGGGCCCUCCCUUUACCUUCAUAUGUAUAAAAGCUUACACAGUUUUCAGAAAAUAAAUUGUUUCAUUUUCUCUAAAAUAACUAGUAAAAAAUAAAACAGAUGUCAGUUGUUGAGUCCAGCAGUACCUCUUUUUUCAUCCCUCCAGAUAUGGCAUUUUGGUUCUUAGGGAAACAGGACAGCUGUAACAUCAGCCCACUGGCAUCUGUUUUUGGCACUGACGAGGAAAAGUGUUCAGUAGAGUUAAGAUUAUUGUUUCUCACGUCAGCACUGGGACCCUAAGGAAGGGCAGUGGUGUUCCUAAUGUUAACAAUCUAGCAGUACUGUUCUUUUCCUCACCUCUCCCCACCCACUUUCUAAAACAACUUGAAUUUUUACAGAAAUCCAAGUUACUGUGAUAAGAUUUAUAACUCCAGAAAUGUUUGGAACUCUUGCCUUACAUUGAACAUUUUUGGGAACCAUUGCCUUAAAUGAGAUUUAAUAACCUUAGACUUCAUCUGAAGCAUCAGUGCUAACAACUUCAGGAGUCAUUUGGGGCCUUAAAUGGUUCUAUUUAGAAUCCACGUCUUUUGGGUUUGGGGCCUUUUGUGACAUACAUAGUCGAUUCUUGGUGUGAUGUGUGGAGUGGGUGGAUGCUGUUCAAAAGCAGAGGUCUGACAGUGGGCGCUUCUGCUUGAUAGGGUUGCCCUUCCCUCUGUCUGCUUACUGCCUUGGGAGGGAAUGCAAAUGGACACGCAGCUGCAGCAGAAACAGUAGGAGGGACAGGAACCUGCCAGACCCUCUGCCACACCCUGGGUCUUCUACAUUCUUCAUUUUGCUUUUAUCCUUCUGGGCUGCCAAAAGGUAAUGAAGCCAGCAGUACUGUGGGAAGCUGACAUUCCCCACCUAACCUUCCACUUCCACCCUCCAGACCAGAUGGUUAGGUCAGUUCUCCCAAGCUAGCUUGCAUCUUGAGGCUUUUCUUCUCAAUGUGUUUCUGCUAGAAGCCUGUUUAAUUCUCACCUGUCUUUAAAAUAAAAAAAAGAAAGAAAAAUAACCUUCCUUCAAUGCUGCUAUCCUGCUAUUACAAACUACCGUUUUUCACUUUUUUUUUUUUUUUUUGAUGGAGGGUCUCACUCUGUUGUUCAGGCUGGAGUGUGUUGGCACAAGCAUGUCUCACUGCAGAUUCAGCCCCAUGGGCUCAAGAGAUCCUCCCACCUCCGCCUCUCAAGUAGCUGGGACCACAUUCGUGUACCACCAUGCCUAGAUUUUUUUUAUAGAGCCCAUGUGUCUUGCUGUGUUUUCUAGGCUGGUCCCCAACACCUGAGCCCAAGUGAUCCUCCCACCUCAGCCUCCCAGGGUGUUGGGAUUACAGGCAUGAGCCACCGCACCUGGCCUACUUCUUACCUUUCAACCAAAUUUUGAAGACUAGUCUUCAUCAUUGCCUUACUUGCAGCUCAAUCCCUACACCUGUUACCCGUGCAGAGACAAUUUACUGUUGGGCUUUGGCUGUCACCCCUCCAAGAAAACCACCUUCACUAGGGUCUUCCAUUGACGUCCUUGUAGGCAAAUCAGGUGACUCUUUCGUAGUCCUUUUCUUCCAACUUUCCCCUCCAUGACAACACUGUCCCUGCAAUUCUAUUGAUCUUUUUAAAUUAGUUCCAUAGCUUCCCCUGUGUUCCCAAAAUAUCAGUGUUCUGGAGGCUUGGAUUCAAAUCCUGACUCAACUUCCUACUAGUUUACAUAACAUUGGGUAAAUUACAGCUCUGUGUCUCAGUUUCCUCGUUUAUAAAAUAGAGAAAACAUCAGAACGUUGUGUGAGGAUGCCUGGCACUUAGUAAGUACUCAGUAAGUGUUAGCUGCUGCCAUUGUUACCACCCCCAUCAUCAUCAUUGUCAUUUGUGUUGCUGUGUGCAGCCAUGGCUUUGGAGCAAGAUCUGGCAAGGCUGCCCAGCAUCCUUUUGUGUGGCUCCCAGAGGUGAGAGAGAGGCCUGCAGAGCCCUUUGCGUUUACUCACAUGGCUGCAUGGGAGGCCUGGCUACCUCUUCAGUCCCUUCAGCCACCAUCCACCCUGUCUCAGGGCUCCAUCCAAACCAUUUAAAGAGCCAUUUGUGUUCACAAAGACAGAAUCAAAAUGAUAAUUCUGCUAAUUAUAAAAACUAGCAGGAAAAAUAAUUUCAGGUUUUUACUGAGUACCCAAGGCAGCACUUGUUCUGUGGACACGUUGACUUACCAAGUUCUGUCUGAUCAGUCACACUCACAUGAAGAUAGGCAGUUGACUCAGCUGACUUAGAGCAAUUUUCAGAAAACAGAAACUGAAAGCCCAGGGUUAUUCCAUAGUCCAUGCCAUAAAUCCCAGGGUUUCUUGCUGGCUUCGUGUUUACUAGUCACAUAUUACAAGCUCAUAAAGACAAGGAAUGGCCUUGCCCCCACCUUCAUGCUGUGAUUGGCAACAUGAUCACGUAUGUAGUGGAAAGAUGGGAGUGGAGGAUUGCAGGUGAGUCUAGCAUUUUUAGCUUCAGCCUUUUGCUUUUUCUUCCUUGGACUACAUGCACAUGCAAAUUUGGGGUAUUUCUAUAUUUUGUGCUUUAAAUUUUUUUCUUGUUGGAUCUUAAUUCUUGUUGGGUUCCCUGGGAAGAGUAAAAUAAAGUUAACUCUGAACCAUUCUUUUGGACUUGCUGAGGGAUCAGGGCACCCUAAGUGACCUAGGGCACUUCCGCUUUCAGCAGAGGAUGGAGGAAGGGCUGUGCUUAGCAUUCUGAAGGCCUCAUUCUGGGUUUGAACCAAUCCAGCCUUCUUUGGACUCCUCUUGUUCCCAAGACACUAUGUUCUGAACAUCCAUGAAUUUUAUCUUCAUCCAAAAACUAGCCCUGAAAUGGAAGCUGCCAUCCCUCACAGAUCUUUUUCUCUCUUCUGGCUUGUUUUGCUGUGCUUAUUGCUCACUUUUCACUUCUUGAUCCUAAUUCCCUGGUUUCAUGUAUAAAUAUUUGAAGGAGAAACUAGUAGCACAAAGGCUGUUACUCAGUCUGGUCAUUCAUUAAAAGUUAUCACUGAACAUUUGCAAGUGCUCUCUGGUUUCAGAGAUUGUGCAUUUUUUCCCUUGUCCCAGAUGCACAUGGGUAGUUAGGAGCUAAUGUUGCCUUCUGGGAACUGUUAGUUGAAAAAAUAGCUUUUACAUA